UUUUUUUUUUUUUUUUUUUUGCUGCCCAUAUUUUUAAAAGAACUGUGUUACUGUUUUAGAGUUGAAAGGGCUCAAAUAGCAUUUUGCUGUUAAUGACCAGUAUGUGGAGUCUGAUUUAACUUUCCAGAAAUGAUGUUUUGAGUUGUAUUGCCAAAUUGCAGUCCUAAAUGGUGAAUGUUGAAUGAUGCACUAUGUUUUUGUUUAAAUGAAAUUUACGGAAAAUAAUUAACUUCAUUGAGACUUAGGGGAAAUUGAUGUUGCUAUCAUGAGGCAGCAUUAAAAAAAAAACAAACAUAUUUUAAAAGCUGAAGACAUUUCAAGCAGGUUUAGUUUUUGAUGAAAUAGAAAGAACAUGGACCUGAGAUUUAAAAGACCUGGUUUCUAGCUGCUACUUAUCAACUUUAUUACACUGGGAAAGUGGGCCUCAGUUGUUUUUCUGUAAACAUGAAUAAAUUGGACUAUUUGAAUUCAGAACUCAGAAAGUUGGAAGGGAUCUUAAAGCCCUCCAUGAAAAAGUUUGGGAAUGUUCUCCAUUGCUGUCAUUUUUCCUCCAAAAAUAACCUGGCUUGGAAGUCAUUGGUCCAAAGGGAAUUUGACUCCCCAUAGAAAUUGGAGAAAAGGUAAUGCAAGUAGAGAGGAACAGCUGUGUAUAUGUUUGAGGAGUAAACUCACUAACAGAUUCUGGUGCGAAUUUUGGAGACUUAAAAAGGAUGAGUGUAUGUACCAUAAGUGUACCAGUUUCCUCACUUUCUCCUGGUAGAAGACGUAGCACUUUUAGUGGUGCUGGGAUUCUGGGGUGUGUUCCUAUUACUUCUAAUACAGAUGAAGAAGAUGUGGUAGAGGGAAAGAUGGUAGCAGAAGGAAUGGAUAAAGAGGCAGAAUUGCCCACUAAAAAGAAAAGAAAGAAGGGUUUGCGAAUUAAGGGGAAAAGGCGACGAAAGAAACUGAUCCUUGCGAAAAAGUUUAGUAAGGAUUUGGUAUCUGGGAGGCCAGUUGCAGAUGCCCCUACUUUGUUAGCUUCUAGUGCCCCUGAGCAGGAUGAAGAAAGUCUCUUUGAAAGCAAUAUAGAAAAACAGAUCUAUUUACCUAGUACCAGAGCCAAGACCUCCAUUGUGUGGCACUUCUUUCAUGUGGACCCGCAGUAUACCUGGAGGGCUAUUUGUAACCUCUGUGAAAAAAGUGUUAGUAGGGGUAAACCAGGUAGCCAUCUCGGGACAUCUACUCUUCAACGACAUCUGCAGGCAAGGCAUUCACCUCACUGGACAAGGGCCAACAAAUUUGGAGUUACAAGUGGGGAGGAAGAUUUUCCUCUGGAUGCACCUUUAUCUCCCUCUUCUGCUGGAAGCAGUGGAAGCUUUGAAUAUAUCCCUGCUGAUCCAUUAGAUAAUGGAAUGGGUAAGAAACGUGAUAAAUCAGUAUCUGAUGCCCUGAGGGCACAAAGAGGGAGAUUUCUCAUUAAAAGUAACAUUGUCAAGCAUGCCUUAAUUCCUGGAACAAGAGCCAAGACAUCUGCAGUUUGGAAUUUUUUCUAUACUGAUCCUCAGCACAUCUCAAGAGCUGUGUGUAACAUAUGUAAACGAAGUGUGAGCCGGGGUAGGCCAGGUUCUCAUCUAGGAACUUCAACACUUCAACGACACCUGCAGGCCACUCAUCCCAUCCAUUGGGCAGUUGCCAACAAAGACAGUGGUGCAGUUGGAAAUGGAUUAGAUGAAACUGAAACUGAGAGAAAUGAUCUCUUGAGUGACACUUUGCAUGGAGAGAAGUCUGCAGGCGGCCAAGACGUAGCAGCUGAGCACCUUAGUGACUCUGAUUCAGAUGAACCUCCUGUAUUAGAGGUUGAAAAUAGAAGAUCUGAGAGUCCUACUCCUGUUGCAGAGCAAGACACUCAAAUGCAUGCACAAGAGCAAGAAACAGCAUACUGUGGAAAUUCAGCUUCAAGUCAAAUAAGUCAGGCAGUUAUUCAAAUGAUUGUGGAAGAUAUGCAUCCUUACAACUAUUUCUCAACCCCAGCCUUUCAGAGGUUCCUGCAGAUUGUGGCCCCUGACUAUAGGUUACCGUCUGAAACUUUCUUUUUCACUAAGGCUGUACCUCGAUUAUACGAUUCUGUCAGAGAAAAAAUUUUCUUAACUUUGGAGAAUGUUCAGACCCAAAAGAUUCACCUGACUGUGGACAUAUGGACCCAUGACCCAUCCACUGACUAUUUCAUUGUGACAGUACAUUGGGUCUCUUUGGAAACUACACCUUCUUUCAAUAAUGGCAGGAUCCCCAACUUUAGAAGGUGGGCAGUUCUUUGUGUAACAGGUUUAGCCAAAAACUGUUUGAUAACCAACAUUUUACAAGAAUUAAAUGACCAGAUCGGUCUGUGGCUUUCUCCUAAUUUCCUCAUCCCUAGCUUCGUUGUUUCUGACAGUUCUUCUAGUGUAGUACACGCAGUCAAAGAUGGCGGUUUUACCCACGUGCCAUGCUUCCUGCGUUGUUUAAAUAUAGUCAUUCAGGACUUUUUCUGUGAGCACAAAAGCAUUGAGAACAUGUUAGUGGCUGCCAGGAAAACCUGUCAUCAUUUUAGUCAUUCAGUCAAGGCCCGUCAGAUACUGCAAGAGUUCCAAAAUGAUCACCAACUUCCAUGGAAAAAUUUGAAACAAGAUGAAGCUGGCCAUUGGAUUUCUACCUUUUAUAUGUUAAAAUGGCUCUUGGAGCAUUGCUACUCAGUUCACCAUAGUCUUGGUAGAGCCAGUGGAGUUGUGCUCACCUCCCUUCAGUGGACUCUAAUGACAUAUGUUUGUGAUAUUCUUAAACCAUUUGAGGAGGCCACCCAGAAAGUGAGUGUGAAGACCAUAGGAUUGAAUCAGGUGCUACCCCUCAUCCAUCAUCUACUCCUUUCCCUGCAGAAACUCAGAGAAGAUUUUCAAGUCAGAGGUAUUACUCAGGCCCUCAAUCUGGUAGACAGUUUAUCUCUGAAACUUGAAACUGACACCCUACUAAGUGCCAUGCUCAAAUCCAAGCCCUGUAUCUUGGCUACUUUGUUAGAUCCUUGCUUUAAAAACAGUUUGGGAGACUUUUUUCCUCAAGGUGCUGAUUUGGAAACUUAUAAGCAGAUCCUUGCAGAAGAAGUUUGUAACUAUAUGGAAUCUUCACCAGAGGUCUGCCAUAUUGCAACUUCAGAAGCUUCUGGCCCCUCAGCUAUAGUAGGAGCUGAUUCAUUUACCUCAUCUAUAAGAGAAGGCACCUCCAUUUCAGGAUCUGUUGAUAGCUCAGCUGCAGAUACUGUUGCCAUUGGAGGCAAAAGCUUCAUGUUUCCUUCUGCUAUGGCAGUGGUGGAUGAAUACUUCAAAGAGAAGUAUUCAGAGAUCUCAGGGGAUGAUGACCCUUUGUUUUAUUGGCAGAAGAAGGUGAACGUAUGGCCAGCUUUGACCCAAGUUGCUAUUCAGUAUCUGAGCUGCCCCAUGUGUAGUUGGCAAUCUGAAUGUGUCUUUACUGCAAAUAGCCACUUUCAUCCAAAGCAGAUCAUGAGCCUGGACUUUGAUAAUAUAGAACAGCUGAUGUUUCUGAAAAUGAACUUGAAAAAUGUUAACUAUGAUUAUUCUGCAUUGGUUCUAAGCUGGGAUCCUGAGAAUGAAGUUAUUCAAAGCAAUGAAAAAGAAAUAUUAUCUUAAUUUCUUUUUCCUUUCUCCAUUUAAAAUGGGCAACUUAUUGCUAUGUUAGUGUAUCCUAAUUGCUAUAAUUGUUAUAUGUAGUUAUACUAAUUAUUCUUUAUGCACUAUCUGGGGAAACCUGAAAACACAGAAAGGGCUGAAAAUUCCUCAGAGGUAAUACAGUAUCGACAAAGUAAAGAUUAACUUUAAAGAUUUCAUAGUAGUAAUUCAGUAUAGCUAUCACCUGAAAUUUUGUUUGUUCCAAUUGAGAGAGGAAAAGAGAUAUUUUAAUUAGAAAAAUAUAGUGCAGCAUUGAAAGGCCUUAGGCUAUUUCUGGCUGGUAGAUUGAACUAGUAAUUGGUUUUAAGUUAAAAUUUCUCUCAACUUGGGAAGGUUGAUUGCUCUGAAACCAAUGAAAUAGAGAAAAGGCAGGACUGUAUAGUCCAUGGGUUCACAAAGUCAUAUGGAGCUGAGCGACUUUACUUUCGUACUAAACUGAUAUAUCUCCCCUCCCCCCACCACCACUAGUUUUCUAUUUCUUUAAAAACCCUGAUUCAUACUUACAGCUUGGCAAAAACAAAAGUUCACAAAAUUGUUUUAUACUUCGGAGUUUCUAAUUGCCUCCUCAUACUGGUCAAUUUUAUAAUUUAAGUGUGAUAGAGUUGCCCUUUAUAUUUAAGAUUGGUUCUGUAUGAAACGGAAACAUUAGAAUAAACAAUUAGAUAUUUUUAGUCUUUGAAUUGCCCUAUUUAACUUUUAUUGUAAAAACAAUAAAAGAUUAUAUAGGUACUUUUAUAUAAUUUAUGGGUAAAUGACAAAAAAUUUACAGAAUUGGAGAAGAUUAAAUGGGAAUAAAAACAAAAGCCCCGUGAGCAUACUGUGACAAAACCAAUAUCCAUUUCCCAAAGAAUGUUUCUCUGAAUUUAAGUGAUCAUAAAUGUCUUCUUAAAAAUUACACCGAAUGACCCAUAAUACUAUAUUCUUAACUGUGAGAUUAUUUUGGCCUUAACUCUUAUUUCAAAAUAAGCAGUCAGUAUUUUCAUGUGUUGGUAAUCAUUGCCUCACUGGUAAAAUGAAAGAAUUGAUCUCAGUUGAUCUUGUCCCUUUCCACUCUGAGAGUAUUGUUUUUGUGAUCGAGUGGGAGGCCAGAAAUGAUGACUUUUAGUAAAAGUUUCAGACUGAAUAACUAAUGUAAGAUCCCAAUUUUUCCUUUUUUUCA
This is a messenger RNA of Capra hircus (goat), 4851 nucleotides long. It is a transcript of the gene ZBED6, whose product is annotated as zinc finger BED-type containing 6. Gene Ontology annotation, cellular component: nucleus. The record is from RefSeq and is a predicted model, not a curated record. Gene Ontology annotation, molecular function: protein dimerization activity; DNA binding. The transcript has a single exon. NCBI's taxonomy places the organism in Eukaryota, Metazoa, Chordata, Mammalia, Artiodactyla, Bovidae. The coding region runs from base 711 to 3653 and encodes 980 amino acids.